ACGUGGGUAUAUAUCAAGGACUGUGUUUCCAUCGGAGUCUAGCGAGAGGUGAAUUACAUUGAAUGUAUAUCUAUAGUUUACUAAUUAUAUAGAUAUACAAUAUAUGUAUACUAUCAACUUGACUCCGGUGGAAAUCAGUGGUGAUCAGUGGAAGUAUAGCCGAGGUGCCGUGGGAUAUUGUGUGAAAAAUCGGGUUGAAGCAGUUUACACCCGCGUGUUACGGAAAAAUGGAAUCUUCGACGAAUGCAUACCCCAAGAAAAAUAUGCAAAACACCUAUGAAGAUGAAGAGGAGAGGAAGCACUUCCUGAGGAUUGUAUCGGCGUUUAAAUAUUACAAGCCUCAUUCCUUGCAGCGGGUCAAGAAGACGGAGACUUACCUGUUGUCUCUACCAUCACACCAUCAGAAACUACUCUCCAAUUACAGGGAACACUUGCAAGAAGUGAAAAGAUGUAUUGAAAAUAAUGAUGAUAUCAUUAAGCUGAUCAUAAAAGAUGUCACUCAUAUUUUUGAGAAUGUCAGCCCUACCAGCGCCCAAACAGACACUAUGCUUAAUACACGACCUGUAAUGGCUGAUCAAGAGAAGGUCCAAGCUACGAUCAAACAGUUGGUUCGCGAUUGGAGCGAAAAAGGAGCUGAGGAAAGACGUGCCUGUUAUCAGCCAAUCAUAGAAGAAAUUGUGCGACAGUUCCCUUUGGACUUUUGUACACCAUCAGAAGUUCAAGUUUUAGUACCUGGGGCAGGUUUAGGACGACUCGCAUAUGAAAUUGCACGAUGUGGUUACACUUGCCAAGGAAAUGAAUUUUCCCUCUUCAUGCUCUUUGCAUCCCACUUCGUACUCAACAAAUGCAGAGAAAGGGACAUCUAUAAAGUUCAUCCUUGGGUUCAUCAGUACAUGAACAAUCUAUUGUCCGAGCAUCAGACUCAGGCAGUAUUUUUCCCAGAUGUUAGUCCCAGCGAUCUUCCUGAAAAUGCUCAGUUUUCCAUGACAGCCGGAGACUUCCUAGAGGUUAUCGUCGCUCCUAAAUUAUUGCAUCGAUCAUCUUACACAGUAUACACUGAAGACAAUCAUUGGGACUGCGUCGCGACAUGCUUCUUCAUAGAUUGUGCCAACAAUGUCGUACAGUUUAUCGAAACGAUUUAUAAAAUUUUAAAACCAGGAGGCAUCUGGAUAAAUCUAGGACCAUUACUUUAUCAUUUUAGCGACAUGCCAAUGGAGGAUUCGAUAGAGCCUAGUUACGAAGUUGUGCGUGAAGUUAUCAAGGGUUUUGGUUUUAAAUUAGAAAAGGAGGAGACUCACGUUAGGACGCGCUAUGCCCAAAAUAUCAACAGCAUGUUGCAAUGCGAAUAUAACAGCGUCUAUUUCGUCUGCCGGAAGCCGAAGAGAGCAACACGGCCAGCGGAGCCGCACGACCAGACAAAUUCUAAUAUAAGUAUUCCAGCACAAAGUCAGUCCCAUUCUGAAAGUAACGGGACGAUUCAGGAACAGGAGAAUUAAUAAGAUCUUUGGUUAGAAUGCUCCACACAGUGGAGGCAAAGCGAAAGUUUCGUUAUGGAAACCUUUAAUAGGCAAUGACUUCUGGUGUUACACGGAAUUAUAUGAGAGGAGCGAACAAUUAUUUCCAUUUGUAAUGAUGGCUCUCUGUGUUAGCCAUGCACUUCCAACUUUUUUUAUCCCUCCUAAGAAAUAGUCAAUGAGGAAAGAAGAACGAUGAAAUAACUCGGAGGGAAUUAUUUAUCAUUCAGUAAAUAACAAAGGGAAGAAAAAAAUAUAUAUAUUAUAAUAGGAAGCGAUGUACCUGCCGACUGAAGUUUUACGAAGCCCAUCGUUAACGAGGAAUUCAUAUACGAUUGUGACACAGCACAAAAUAUUAAAGAUGCAUCUUUGUUUACAUUACUGUCUUCUUAUUGAAGACUCGCACAAAAAUUAUUCUUGAGAAAUAGGAAGUAAAAUGAAUAUUAAGCAACAAUUAGUUUUAGAGAUAUUAAAUUUCUCAAGGGAAUUUCUGUUAUGUCCAUUACCUGAGAGGAAGAGCUUCACUGGGCUUCGCUGAGCUACGGCUUGCCUUGUAAUGAAAACACAUACAUCUCGAAUGUAUAUUAGAUUAACUAUAUAUUGUUGUAAUUAAUAUAAUUUUGUAUCAAAAAAUGUUAACGACGCCAAGUCGGCAAGAUA
Cephus cinctus (wheat stem sawfly) is the source of this 2174-nucleotide messenger RNA. RefSeq names its product carnosine N-methyltransferase. Lineage: Eukaryota; Metazoa; Arthropoda; Insecta; Hymenoptera; Cephidae. Gene Ontology annotation, molecular function: S-adenosylmethionine-dependent methyltransferase activity. The record is from RefSeq and is a predicted model, not a curated record. The transcript is spliced from 7 exons. The coding region runs from base 228 to 1496 and encodes 422 amino acids.